AUGCGCUCCCAGUACGGGGCAGCAGCCGUGCCGCUGCAUGCAACCCUCAGGCCGAUACUCUCGGUAACACACUUCUCCGACGAGCGUCACUUCUUCCCCAGACUCUCGGUAGCACACUUCUCCGACGAGCGUCACUUCUUCCCCAGACUCUCGGUAGCACACCUCUCUGACGAGCGUCACUUCUUCCCCAAACUCUCGGUAGCACACUUCUCCGAUGAACGUCGCUUCUUCCCCAGACUCUCGCGCCGCCGCCACUCGGGCGCACAGUCGGUCUCGGGGCGGUGGCGUCAGGUCAGCAGCGUUCGGUUCGGACCUCCGGGUCUGCGGGAGAACGGUCACGUGCUUCAGCGCGCUCCAGUGAUGCUGAACGUACUGCUUCUGGCCAUGACCGUGACCCUGCAUUUGGCACGCGGCGCGCCGGCCGCGUCCGUGUCGAGUCGACCGGAGGGUCGCCCGGCCGCGCCGAGCCGGUCCGACCCGGUCCUGGACGCCGUCCGGCCGGCAGGCACGGACAGCCGAGCCGGCGGCGAGCGGCACGAGGCGGGCCCCGAGCCCGGCCCGCCCGGGUACAGGACCAGACGAGAGGUGUUGGACUCUCUGCGGCAUCUCCGCCGGCUGCGCCACGCCUCCGCGUCCUCCAGCCCCAGCCUGUCCAUCAUCAACCCGCUGGACGUGCUCCGGCGGCGAGUCAUGCUCGAGAUGCUGCGUCGCAGGAUCCGCAAGAACAGGCUGCAGAUCAGCAAGAAUUCAGACAUUCUUGCAAGAAAGGGAAAGCGCAGCACCAGAACGCAGCUUGCAUCGAAUAACAACCUCAGCGAGGGCUCCAGGAGAUUUGAGUCGAGCCAGAGACAAUCGGAGCUCUCCUGAGUCUCGUCACGUUAGGUCGGAGGAAGAAAGGUGAGAGUUUUGCGAGCGGCCACUGAUGCGAUUAUAAGUUAACGAAAAGUAAAGGGAAUGUUCCACAUUUGUAUGGGGUUUGAACUGAAAUAGCUAUUU
Messenger RNA from Pollicipes pollicipes, 996 nucleotides. RefSeq lists its product as uncharacterized. The transcript has 7 exons. Gene Ontology annotation, cellular component: extracellular region. Lineage: Eukaryota; Metazoa; Arthropoda; Thecostraca; Pollicipedomorpha; Pollicipedidae. Gene Ontology annotation, molecular function: hormone activity. The record is from RefSeq and is a predicted model, not a curated record. The coding region runs from base 1 to 867 and encodes 288 amino acids.